Messenger RNA from Pseudogymnoascus verrucosus, 2009 nucleotides. RefSeq lists its product as uncharacterized. Gene Ontology annotation, cellular component: membrane. The coding region runs from base 115 to 1743 and encodes 542 amino acids. The record is from RefSeq and is a predicted model, not a curated record. The transcript has a single exon. NCBI's taxonomy places the organism in Eukaryota, Fungi, Ascomycota, Leotiomycetes, Thelebolales, Thelebolaceae.
CACAGCUCUCACCUCCUAACACCACAACUCCCUCGUGCAAAGCACCGCCGACCUCAACUCAAUGACUUGAAAUGCGCCAGAGCAUCGUCCUCCCAGCACCGAGGACCCAGUCCAAUGCUCCCCUCCACCGAUGAUACGUGCGAUGAGUCGUGCCGGAUGCCGCUGCGGCCGCGCGCCCUGCUGUCCUUCCACUCUCUCGGCACGAUCGGGUCAGCGCUGCCCUUCAUCUUGACUUUCGUCAUUGUUAGCUAUCUGGUUGCGCGACACCUCUUUCCGCUGCUCGCUGGCGCUGCAUCCAGAGUUGAUGACGACUAUUACCUUCCUUCCGAUGCUCCGCCGGCAUUGAAGGAGGCAGAAGCGAAACACAAUACCUGGCCUCUGCGCCGACGACUCGUUGCUGCUAGCUUUGGUGCUACAAUUGCCCUAGCUGCUGUGCUGGCCGAGUUGAUACUAUGCGAGAUCUCGAGCGCGCUCGAUCCCGACGCCCGGGCCCUGACGCUGCGCGUCACAGUGCCUGCGCUGCUGGUGAUGCUGGUGCUGUGGAUCCCAUUCCUAGAGAUACAAUCCGUAAUCCGCGGCGCUGGAUGGGACUUCACAAACCGUCGCGACGGGCGACUGAAUAAGAUCCCCUGCAUCUUACAAGCCCUCUUCUUCACCCUCUGGAUUUCAGUAUUCUGGUUCUCAGAUUUCUCAAGCACAGCCUCCUCAUUCGACGACAUGCUCGCCCCCGCCCCCACGCCCUCCCUCUCCGACGCAGCACUCUCUCGCGUCGGCGUCGUAGGCGUCUCCCUUAUGGCUCUCCUCUCAGGCUUCGCCUCCGUCUCCUCGCCAUGGCAAGCUUUCUUCCAACGCUCCAAGCCUGUCACCGACUCCGACCUGGCGCGCAAAGCGACCGGAUUAGACGCAACGAACGACCUCCUAGCAGCCAAGAAAAGCCGUCUGCGCGCCCUGAACCACAAACUCUCCGACGCCCCUGAAGAGGGGUUCAUGACCCGCGUCCUCGGCUCCAUCCGGGGAAACCCAGACGCCACAGAAGUACAGGCACUCCAAAUGGAAAUCUCCGGCCUUGAAACAAUGGCCGUUAGUCUCUCGACCUCACACACGCUCCUCCAAGCCCGACACGCCGCACAAGCGCGCGCCAAGUCGCCCUUAGGACGGUGUCUUGUGGUCCCGGAUGUGGCGUUUUCGAUAUACUGCGUCUACCGCAUUAUCGCGACGUCCAUCACCACCCUCCAGCGCUCGUCGCACCCGCAUAGCACGUUUUCGACUACGGAUCCGAUAAACCGCGUCCUAAGCCUGCUAGUAAAACACGUUGACGCCUCCCUCGACCAAGCCGCCUGGGCGCGGCAAAUCUCCUUCCUCCUCGCCGGGAUCAUGCUGUUAUUAUCCUUCAACUCUGUCCUCCAAACGCUCCACGUAUUCUCCCGUUUCGCGCCUGGCCUGGUGCGACAAGCUCAAGCCAACUUACCCCUUGCAGUCGCGCAGAUAAGCGCGAUGUAUGUUAUCAGCGCGGCUCUGUUGUUGAGGAGUAAUCUCCCGGCUGAGAUGGCGAGUGGGAUUGGACAUGCGCUCGGGAAAGGGGUGGAUGCGGGGUUUGUGGAGAGAUGGUUUGAGGGGUGGUUUCUUGUUGGAGGGGGGGCGACGGCGUUGGGGAUUUGGGGGGGAGGGAGGUUAGGGGAGGGGGAGGGAGAGGGGUGGGAUGAUUGGAGUGGGGAUGUGGAGUUGGGGACUAAGAGGAGUUGAGGGGGAGGAGAUGAUAGGUCUGCUCAAAGCUAGAAGCUGGAAGAAAGCAGGAGGGAGGGGGAGUUUGGGAUUUCUGAAGAUACCGGUUAUGGAAGGGAGUUUUUAUAGCGACUUUUUAUUACAGGAUUCCGAGGACAGAACACAGGAUGUCAUCCUCUAUAAAUGCAGAUGGAAGUAGAUCUCGAAUCUGAAAAGCACCGUCUAGACUUUGAAGAGGGACAGCUAUCCUACUCUCACAUCCUCAUGUCUACAAGCAAAUCAUCAUC